UGAACAUUUUAAGAGGAAAGGGGGAAAAAAGAAGCGUCGGCGCAAUCAUUCCGACGUCAUCCAGGUAAACAAACAAGCCAAGUCGGGAGCAGGUAAAGGGAAGUCGGACGGAAGUACGCGGUGUGAAUUACUUCACAGCCAAGGUUGUCGGCGCUCAACCAUAUGAAUUGUCAAAGACGACUUUGUAUGUCUAUAUUUAAUCUCAAUACCUGUACGACGUAAUACCUUCAUUGUUCUAUUUUGUUUGGUGUAAACACAGAUUUUCAUUAUGAGUAACUAUAAAAAGUGUAAAUAACAUUGUUUUGAAUUGUACCCUACAUCCAUAAACAACUUGCGUCAUUUGUGUAUGGGAGACGACUAGAAAGGAGAUGAGUGUUUGUCAGCUACAGUCGCUGUCAUUGACGUCUGCUUCAGAUCCACGACGACAGUUCAGACACUCGACGUCUCCUGCUGGGCUCUGCAACUGGCAGCACCAGCGUCAAUUCAGUGCUUGCUUCCCGGUGACCGCAUCGGUGAGGGAUAUGUUUAAGUAUGCAAGUCCCUCCCCACAGUAGAUAUCCAGGGCGCACGUUUGUCGAUUGGAGGUUUUGAGGCUUGCGGGGAUCGAUCAUAGCCACGCAAAGCACACCGUCAACGUAACUAGAGAAAGUUGUUGUUUUUCAAUUAUUCUUCGGAUUAAAGUUCCAGGCGUGAAUUUGGAUAGGCAGAUACAUGUAAUAAUCUCGAAAACAGGACCUCGGAAUCUUGCCAGAAAGAUUACUAAAACCCUGACUUCAACACGAGCACCAAGACGCACGGCCAACAAGGAUUAGGCAGGAUAACCAGAGAGAAAGAAUGAAGGAAGAGUAUGAAAUCCAGGUUUACAUCGCCAUUGGCUAUAUGUCCAUCUUCUCUGUAGUGGGUACGAUUGGUAAUGCUCUGGUGUUGUACGUGUUCUCUCGAUAUAAGAACAAGCUUACAUCUACCAUUUUCAUCUUGACUCUGGCGGGUGUCGACUUCGUUACGUGUUGUGUGACAAUUCCCUUUACCAUCGCUACCGAAGCAGUCAAAUUCCAUUUGAAGUACGACAUAAUAUGCCAGAUUUAUCUAUUUCUGAUCACGACAACAGUUCCCUUUUCGGCAUUUGUGAUGGUAGCAAUAGCGGUGGACAGAUACUUGUGUAUUGUGUAUCCUUUCAAACAUGCGAUGACGAUUCGACGCGCAGAAAUUAUCGUUGGUUGCCUGUGUGGUUUUGCUGUUCUUCUCGGGAUAAUAUGCUGCUCUCAUUACAAAAUCAAACCCUUCCCAACAGAGAUUGUCCCCACCGUUUAUCAAAAUAUGACGCUUUUGCCUAACUCUUCCCUUAGUAACAGUACCCCAUUUGAUUACGUCUGUCUGCCGCAGGAAACGGAUUUCUUUUUCAUCUACCAGAAAAUCUAUUCAUCGUUCUUCGGAAUUUGUGCGCUCGUUGUCAUCAUUUUAUAUGGUUUAAUAUACAGGUCUGUUCUUGCACGUCGAAGGAAGAAGUUCGAGAUGUUCCUUUCCGACAAUUGCUGUGGGAUUUGGAGCUCUCAGAGCUUCUCCGAACAGACCGAGAUCACAGUUCUAAACAAUACGGAAGUGACGAACGCUCAAGAUGAUAACAGGGUAGAGGAAACAUGCGACAAAGCCGUGCAGAAAAACGGAAAUACACAGAUCAGUGACAGAGACGUCAUUUUAAAACCUGGUGGUGUGUCAAAGGCCAAACUUGAGAAAAUGCGAAUAGCAAAUAUUAAAACUGCGUUCAUGCUGUCUAUAGUGGCUCUGGUGUUUAUCGUAGCUUUUCUUCCUUCGUGGUUAGUGGCACUUAAGAUUCUCCCAUUAAACAUCAUUGUUAUAUACUUGUACUUUAUUUAUAAUGUUGCUAAUCCGGUCAUCUAUGCCUUUUUGAACGAGACUUUCAGAGAACAGUUAUCACAAAGGAUUUGCUGUCGUAGAUCUUAAUAGAGACAUUGCUGUGUAUCCGAAAUUAAUCCUUAUGAUUCGACGAUUACGUGUUUAUUGAAGUUACAUGUAAGAUUUCCACUGGGUGUCUCACGUUAUGUUCACAGAUUAUGUUUCUGUUCGCUGAAGAAGAAAAACAAUAACUAUGCAUAAGAUGUCAAUUUUGUUUUGGUUAGCGGCAUGUAAUUAUCCAUUAUGAGAACCAUGUACAUGUUUUCACAUUGAGAAAUAUGUUGUAUUUAUUUGAAUUGUGUUUAUCCGAAAGAAAGUAAAUCUAAUACCAAUUGAAA
This is a messenger RNA of Ostrea edulis (European flat oyster), 2252 nucleotides long. Its product is annotated as neuropeptide S receptor-like. Gene Ontology annotation, cellular component: membrane. The record is from RefSeq and is a predicted model, not a curated record. NCBI's taxonomy places the organism in Eukaryota, Metazoa, Mollusca, Bivalvia, Ostreida, Ostreidae. The coding region runs from base 835 to 1962 and encodes 375 amino acids. The transcript has 4 exons. Gene Ontology annotation, biological process: neuropeptide signaling pathway. Gene Ontology annotation, molecular function: G protein-coupled peptide receptor activity.